AUGGAACAUAAACGCGCCAAGACCCUGGAGGCGCUCUCGACGUUUAUACAGUCGCAAAAAGCGCUGCUAAGCCGCACGGAGCGUGACAUCGACAGGCUGCGAGAAUUAAGAGGCGAAGCCAUAUGCAAUGAAGACGCUGAGUUAGAGACUGUUGUCAAGCGGGUUGCAGAACACGGUCUUCAGCUAAGCGAGCAGCCAGGCCUGGUAAAUACAUUGCACAGGGACAUAGAAUGGUCCCUCUUUAGAUCGUCUGAUCCAGCAUCUCUGCGCGAACUCGGGGCAUCGCUACGGCACACUCAUGCAGGGCAAGCACAGCCGUCACGCACUCAAAGUUCCGAGCUAUCAGAGCUGCAAAAGCUGGUGAAAGAGGCACGCUCUCAGCUCGUCGACCCGGUACUCCAAUCCUUCAGCUUCCUGAACGAGCCCCUGUCAGAUGCCGAGGAGGAGCCUCCAGAUCCAGAGGAAAUUCGUCGCGCUCUCGAGCGCGACAAGAUACGUGAGCUGAAAAAGCGCAAAAUCAAUAGCGCUGCACUUGUCCCCGUGUUUGCUGGGCUGCGUAGGCCGCUAUCUGACGGCGUGUUCGUCCGGCUGGACCAGGCGGAUGAGAGCGCGGAGGUCGACAUUUCUCUCGACGAUGGGCGCGACGACGGCGUGUCGACUGCUAGAUCAGAAUCGGAGGUCGUGCCUAUGGACGUGGACACUCCGGCGACGUCUGUAGAAUCCCCCGCCUCCUUUUACACCGGACUUCCUCCUGUUGACCCAUUGCCACCCAAGAGCGCCGUUCGUGAGCGCCGAGUACUGAGAAAAGCACAGGCACGUGGGUCUACCAGUGCCCUCUCCGACAGUACGCAAAGAAACAGAGGCCGAGGUUCCUUCGCGAAGAUGGAAGCCAAAGCGGAGGAAAAGGACACCCCCGCAAUAAGGGAGGUCGUACCGGAAGACGAACCGGCGCAGGAUUCGAAACAUAAAGGUAAGGCGAAGUCUGAGACGUACAAGCAGGCGUGGUCGGUCUCCGAGCAGCACCUCCUAGAGCGGCUGCUUGAAGAGAUCCCCGAGGGUGAAAAGAACCGUUGGGCGAAAAUAUCGAAAGCCAUGAACGGCCGCCGGACACCGAGGCAGGUUGCUAGUCGCGUCCAAAAGUACUUCGAGAAAUUGAAGAGGUUCGGGGUGGAGAUCGGCGGUGGAAAAAGUACAGCUUAG
Postia placenta MAD-698-R-SB12 is the source of this 1200-nucleotide messenger RNA. RefSeq lists its product as hypothetical. The record is from RefSeq and is a predicted model, not a curated record. Bases 1 to 1200 code for a protein of 399 amino acids. NCBI's taxonomy places the organism in Eukaryota, Fungi, Basidiomycota, Agaricomycetes, Polyporales, Adustoporiaceae. The transcript is spliced from 5 exons.